AUGCUUCGACGCGUUGGCCGAGCGUUGGCGGCGAGUCACCGCGGACUCGCCGUCCCCAAGAACUUUGCCGACACGGCGCCCGUCUACCUCGACGUUCAAGCAACGUCCCCAAUGGACCCGCGCGUCGUCGACGCCAUGUUGCCGUACAUGGUCGAGGAGUUCGGCAACCCGCACAGCAGGACGCAUGCUUACGGGUGGAAGGCCGAGGCGGCCGUCGAAGAUGCACGCGCCCGCAUCGCCGCCCUCAUCAACGCCGACCCCAAGGAGAUCAUCUUCACUUCCGGGGCCACCGAGUCGAACAACAUCGCGCUGAAGGGCGUCGCCCGGUUCCAGAAGCAGGCCGGCAAGAAUCACGUCAUCACCGUCCAAACGGAGCACAAAUGCGUGCUGGACUCGUGCCGUCAGCUCGAACUCGAGGGCUUUCGCGUCACCUAUCUGCCCGUCGAGACGAAUGGCAUGAUCGACAUUAAGGCCCUGGAAGCGGCGAUAACGAAGGAGACGGCCCUGGUGAGCGUGAUGUUCGUCAACAACGAGAUUGGCAUCAUCCAGCCCAUCAAGGAGAUUGGUGAGCUGUGCCGUUCUCGGAAGGUCUAUUUCCACACGGACGCCGCGCAGGCGACGGGCAAAGUGCCGAUCGACGUGAACGCGUUGAAGCUGGAUCUGAUGAGCAUCUCCGGCCACAAACUCUACGGGCCGAAGGGCGUUGGGGCGCUGUUUGUGAGGAGGAGGCCCAGGGUCCGCCUGGAGGCUCAAAUGAGUGGCGGCGGUCAAGAGCGUGGGAUGCGUAGCGGGACACUUGCGACUCCACUGUGCGUCGGACUCGGCGAGGCCUGUCGCAUUGCCGCCGAGGAAAUGGAAAUGGACAAGGCGCACGUGACCCGUCUCUCCCGUCUCCUAAUCGAGGGUGUCCAGGACAAGUUGCCGCACAUCAUCCGCAACGGCGACCCCGAGAAGACGUACCCCGGAUGCGUCAAUCUAUCAUUUGCAUACGUUGAAGGCGAAUCCCUACUGAUGGCCCUGAAAUCGGUGGCCCUAUCCUCCGGCUCGGCGUGCACAUCCGCGUCACUUGAGCCAUCAUACGUUCUACGAGCGAUCGGCGCCGAAGAGGAUCUGGCCCACUCGAGCAUCCGAUUCGGCAUUGGACGAUUCACAACUGAGGAGGAUAUCCGUCACACCGUCGCGCUUUGCCUAAAAGAAGUGGCCCGUCUACGCGAAUUGAGUCCAUUAUGGGAGAUGGUCCAAGAGGGAAUCGAUCUCAAAUCAAUCCAAUGGACACAGCAU
Messenger RNA from Mesorhabditis spiculigera, 1281 nucleotides. NCBI's taxonomy places the organism in Eukaryota, Metazoa, Nematoda, Chromadorea, Rhabditida, Rhabditidae. The record is from the annotation of a GenBank genome assembly.